AGGAGGGGCCGGAAGUCGGGGCGGCGGGAGCGUCAGAGAAGCCGGGGCGGCGGGGCGGCUCCUCAGGCUGGGUCGUCGCCGGGUCGUCGUCGUCGGCGGAGGAUGGAGCAGGAGGAGAUCCUGAGGCGCUUCAUCCAGCGCGUGAGGGCCAUGAAGGACGCCGAGCGACACGGCGAGGACAACUUCGCCGCCGACUUCAUGAGACUGAGGAGGUUGUCAACAAAAUAUAGAACAGAAAAGAUCUACCCGACCAUCACUGGGGAAAAAGAAGAAAAUGUGAAAAAGAACAGAUAUAAGGAUAUACUGCCAUUUGAUCACAGUAGAGUUAAACUGACGUUAAAAACUCCCACCCAAGAUUCUGACUACAUCAAUGCAAAUUUCAUUAAGGGAGUAUAUGGACCAAAAGCGUAUGUGGCUACCCAGGGACCCCUUGCAAAUACAGUAAUUGAUUUCUGGAGGAUGAUAUGGGAGUACAAUGUGGCGAUUAUCGUAAUGGCCUGUCGGGAAUUUGAAAUGGGAAGGAAAAAAUGCGAACGCUACUGGCCACUGUACGGAGAAGAAAGCAUCUCAUUUGGACCAUUCCACAUUUCUUGCGAAGCUGAACAGGUCAGGACUGAUUACUACAUUAGAACCCUGCUGAUCGAAUAUCAGAAUGAAUCGCGUAGAAUCUAUCAGUUUCAUUAUGUAAAUUGGCCUGACCACGAUGUCCCUUCAUCCUUCGAUUCUAUUCUGGACAUGAUCAGUUUAAUGAGAGAAUAUCAGGAGCACGAAGACGUUCCUAUUUGCAUACACUGCAGUGCAGGGUGCGGGAGGACCGGGGCCAUCUGUGCGAUAGAUUACACAUGGAAUUUGUUGAAAGCCGAGAAAAUUCCAGAGGAAUUCAACGUGUUUAAUUUAAUACAAGAAAUGAGGACCCAGAGGCAUUCUGCAGUACAGACUAAGGAGCAGUACGAGCUUGUUCACCGGGCCAUCGCGCAGUUAUUCGAGAAACAGUUGCAAAAAUACGAGAGCUCUGCAGCGUGGAAAAUUGCAGAUGGAUUGAACGAAGUGAACACCGAGAACGCUGUCAGUUCUGGAGAGCUGGAGAAACAAGAUUCCCCUCCCCCGAAGCCACCGCGGACUCGCAGCUGCCUUGUGGAGGGAGAUGUGAAAGAGGAAAUUUUGCAGGCCCCAGAGCCCCAUCCGGUGCCCCCCAUUCUAACCCCAUCGCCUCCUUCGGCCUACCCGACCGUGACGACGGUGUGGCAAGACAGCGACCGAUACCACCCCAAGCCUGUUUUGCACAUGGUGUCUUCAGAGCACCCCACAGACCUCAACGAAAACUACGGUAAAUCCAGGGAAUAUUCAGGGAAGCACGAAUCCUCGGACCCCGCCGAUAAAAAGCUGGAGCACAACUUGAGCUUCGAAAUUAAGAAAGUGCCCCUGCAGGAAGGACCGCGCAGCUUCGACGGGAACCCUCUCCUGAGUCGGGGAAACGCACUUAAAAUUAAAACGGGCCCGCCGGGUGCAGCGGAGAUGGCCUCAAAACCGCAGGAGCGCGGCUCCGGAGAUGCGCCGAUGGAGACCGCCCAGAACUCUUGCAGCGAAUGCAAUCUGCAGCCGGUCACUCCAGUGGCAAUAUCCUCUCGGGAAGGACAUCGGGGUCUUACUACAGAUGCCCGGGAAAGGCCAGACUGCUUGCCCCUUAAUAAAGAGAAGGGACACGCCAUGUGGUCCUUAGAAGAGACUAAAAACGAGCAUCCCUUCUCCGAGGAGGAGGAAGCGCCUUUACCCAUUUUAUGUCACGAAGUUAAAAAUCUGUCCGUGGACUCGGAUGCGCCAGGUCAAAUGGACACCCCUCCCAGGGAGCUGGCAGGCCACUGCCACAGUGACACGCUGCCGGUUAGAGCGCCUCUGUGUUUCACCAACCCCCUGCACUCGGACGACUCUGACACGGAGGAAAGAAACUCUGAGGGGGACGUGGCACGUAGCACGUUGAAUAGCGUCUCCGUGGCAAGCGCCACGGUUUCCGCAGCGACUAACACAGAAAACAUUUCCACUAGAAAAGUGUUGCCGAUGUCCAUCGCGAGGCAGGAUAAUCCAGCCCUAAUGCAUUCCGAAUCUGAUAAAGAAAGAAUGAUGGAAUUGCUUGUGCUUGCAAGUCCACAGGUCACAGCUUUGCCAAAAAGCCCUGCUCUUCAACAGUCGGCCGAAUGGAAUUUGUUACAAGAACAGAAUACUUCCGAACAACCAAAAUGUACAGGAAUGAAAAUCACGGAGUCUUCACAGCCUGAUAACUCAGAGCUGGGAGACAAAUCUCCAACGGAUACAAUACCUCAACCAUCUCCCACCAGUCUAACUCCUAAAGGACAGCCCUUACCAGAGAUUGCAAUUGAGACUACAGAUAUUGGGUUUGGUAGCCGCUGUGGAAAACCAAAAGGACCAAGAGACCCUCCUUCAGAAUGGACAUGAUGCAAGAACCAAUGGACACAUAUUAAAUUAUACUGGAAAAUUCAAGUGCCACUGAACAAGAUCCGUAGUAUUCCAAUGCUUUUAUUUUUUUGGAACAAUCGGUGUACAUAUAGCUACACAAUGGUACACUUUUGUAUACAUCUACACAAAUAUUAAAGAUUCAAAAUGGUGGAUUCUAUACUUCAAACUUAACUUUUUGCUGGGGCCAUCAAUCUGCCUUAUUACAUUUAAAAAAAAGUAUUACUUAUGGUUUGUUACUUCAAGUAUUAUUGCCUUAAUGUCUUUUAAACCUGUUAAAACACUUGUUUAUAGACAUGUUAAUAUGGUGAAACUUUUGACAAAUUGAGUUUAUGAAGAACUUUUUUUGCAAAUGUUUGAUUACCAUGUACAUUUUAUUUUGUGUAUGUGUAUAGGGCAAGCCAGGUAUAUAAUUUGAUAAAGCUGCAAUCGUAAAGUAUUAACAGAAGGUGUAAGAAAUCUCUGCAUGAACUAAAGUUGUGUACCUUGUAAAUUAUUUGCCCUAAUGUUUUAGAAAAUAGUUUUUUUUAAAGAAAAUGUUGGUGCACAUUCAGAAUUACAGAAUAGCAGAGAUGAAGAUUGUAAUACAUUUUGUAAAUUGUAAGCAAAAAGUUAUUUUUAUAUUAUAUACUGUUUCAACUGUCAGUCCUAAUUUGUCCUGGUUUUCAUCUAGUCACUGAUAUUCCAUAAGUGCCUUGAAAGACCAGAUUUUUAGCAUGAACAAGUUACCUAUAGAGACUAGUGUUAUCAACAUAUUUGAACUGUCAGUAAAAGAGAAUAUUUUAAAACCCUUUAAGUUUUCCUUUAUAUUGUAUUUCAGUUUAAAUUCUUAGAAUUUUCAAAAGGAAAACCUUGGUAAGUACCAUCAGGAUUAUUAUGACUAAUAAUGCUAGUAAAAUAUUUUCCCUAAGACAGUUUUAUGUAAACAUUUAAAAGUACCAAAAUUCUUACUGCAUCAUUCUUCCUCGACAAACUUCAUUGGCAAAUUCCCAAACUCCUAUCAAUUUGUUUCAGUUUAUAUUAGGGAUUCUUCAAGAAAUGAAUUAAUGCUCAUUCAUAUAUAUUCUAGAAGAGGUAGCAUUACUUUCUUGGGCUUAAAUGUCCUUCCAGUUAUAAAAUAUUUUUGUACCAAGUCCCUUCCCUGCCCCUCUUCGAUUUGCAUGCUAGUGAUCGCACUCUAACAAUAGCAAUUCAAAUGAAAGUACCUAGAGUUCUUACCCUUUUUCAUUAUAAGCCCAGGGCAAUUUCUGAAGGCUGUUAAUUCUCAGAAAAUAUAAUAGUCAAGAUUUCUAAAAUUGUUACUUGGGUUAGCAAGCCAUCCUUUCCCUUCACAAACAUACGUUGAACUACCAAGUUCAAAUUCUUUGGGAAUAUGUAUAGUUCCUAUAUGAUGACAUUUUCAUUUGACUUUUGGUCUGCUAUAGUGUAACACAUGCAGUUACUAACCUGAUGAUUCAAAACCAAUUAUUUUAUUGAAAUAUCAGUAAUGUGUAUGCAUAUCUCUCUCUCAGCCUUGACAGAAAAGGCUAUGUUGUGUAAGGAGAAAAUGAGCAGAAUUUAUGCUUUUUAUUAAGAGUGAAAGACUCCUGUAGAAAUCAAUAAUGUGUUUUGGGCUUAGUCUUUUGCUGGUAGUGGAAGAUUGGGUUCUAUCAACUAUAAUUUCUAGAGCAGACUUUCUGCAAAGCUCAGUAAGCAGAAUGGUUUUGCCACUGGAAGGACUGGCUUAAGCUGUUCUACAUAAAGAAAGUUACCUGAAUUUAAGUGUCCUAAUACAGGGUGUGCAAUUUUAUGUGGCUGAAAGCCUGUAUUUCAGAAAAUCAAGGGGGUCCUUAAAAUCAGCCUGGGAGGAAGAUAUAUGCUAUGACCAAACAAUUAAUUGAGGCUAAUGUGCUUAUUUUUUUUCUCCAGCAAAACCUGGUGGGAGAUCAUGGUUCCCUUUAUGGCAAUUUGCUGCUAAAUUAGUGCAGUUGUUGCUUCCAGGGGGAAAAAAGGUAUGGUGUAGGAUCUUGAUGUUUCUGUCCACCUAUGGAUGCAACUGAGGUUUCAGAAGAUUGUUAUGAGUUCUUAAAAACAAAGUCAUUUCUUACUUGCCUCAGAAAUAUAUUCUGGAAAAGCACAAUACUAUCACAAGAGUAUAGUGCAUCUGUCAGAGUAACAUGCUAAUUUUAUUACCACUGCCCAAAGUCCUAGGAAAGGUAAUUUAGUUUAUCUUCUUCCUGAAUUUUCCAAGUUGAAUAAAAAAAAAUAUUGGGAAUAUAUUUACAGUAGUGCUUAAAGGUUUGCAAACCCUUUUGAAUUUCCAUUAUUUCUGUCUAAAUAUGACUUUAAAUGUCAUCUCUUUUCCUCAUUAUGUCCUAAAAUUGGAUAAAGAAAACCUAAUUAAACAAUGAAAACUCUUUUCCCCAUUUGCCUUGAAUGCCAAGAUAAUAAUCUGAAAAACUAUACAGUUGGUUUGCUAACUUUUUAUAUUGGCACUACAGCUCAGUUUGAAAAUAUGCACUAAGGUAUCACGGACAUUGUGUGUUUAGAACAAUGUGCUUUUUCAAAAGCGCUGAUAAUAAAAAUCUCUAGUUUUAAUAUUAAAAUAACUUCCAUAUCUAUGCCUUCUCAUGAAUUACAAUGCUUAUUCUAAAAUGCUUCUAUGUAAUUCUUAUUCUAAAAUUAUUCUAACACUUGAGUUUCAAAGAUUACCUCAAAACCUUUUUAAACAAAACUUUUAAAGCAUUCUGAGUUCAAAUAGUUUCUGCAAGCGUAACAGAAAUGUAAAUUUAGCUAAUACUCUUCUUACACUAUUAAGAUAACUAAAGAAUGUCAAAUUUAAUCUUGCAACCAGGGCAAAUUAAAAAACCGGAAUAAGAGGAAAUGAACAAUCUAGAUUGUGAAGAUUGAUUAAAAUAUUGAGCAGCUGCAGUACUUGCACUAUUAUAUAAACACGACAUCAGAAAGCUAAUUAUAGUUCUUUGGACGAAUUUGUUACUGGACCAUAAAGUUUAUACAUAGGAUUUCCAGUCUUUAAAUAAAUAAAUUGGGUACUUUCAAAUUAUGCCUUUGGAAAUGUGUUGUUUUUGCAAUCUGAAGGAAAGUGGUGGUUCAGUAUUCAUUGCUUGAUGCUGUUGAAAUUGUUAAUAUGAUACAAAUCCUAACAUAUUUCACCUCUAAGUGAAAAUUUCAUAAUUCUAUAAAGUUUUACAAAGUAAUGCAUUAACAAAAACUUGUAUUAUAGAAUGCCAGAUUCAGCCGACACAUUUCCAAGAAAUAGAGGAAAUGUUCAUGUAAUAUAGUCUUAAUUCCCCAGGUAGGUCUCACUUUUCAGUUAAUAUAUUUGUUCUGAUAGUAUUUUUUUCAAACCCUGUUAAGCUAGCUCUUCUGUUUACAUAAUACAUUUCUAUCAAGGUACAACGUCAACUUUAUAGGGGGUUUUUGGUCCUUCAAAAAUUUCAGCAUAUUUUCCACUUCAAACAUUUAAAGAAGUCUUCUAAACCUCAACAUUAGGGCUGCUACAAUGACUUCAGCAGGUAAGAUCCUAUCUGAAAAACUCAGAUACCAUUAAUUAUCUACAGAUCUCAAGGGACCCCUAGUUGGGUCAUGAUCUUAUAAAGUAGUUAACAUCUAUGACUUAACUGUGGGAAGAAAAGCAAGAAGAGGAAGUAAUAGAACAGGGUUGGAAGGGACGUAAGAGGUCUUCUAGUUCAACCCCCUGCUCGAGCAAGAGAGCCUAUACCAUUGUAGACACAUGGUUCUCCAGUCUUUUUCUGAAAGCCUUUAGUGAUGGCGCACCCACAACUUCUGAAGGCAAGCUAUUCCAUUGGUUGAUUGUUCUCACCAUUAGGAAAUUUCUCCUUCGUUCUAGGUUGCUUCUCUUAUUGGUUAAUCCUUAACUUGGGCCUUCUACUGGGGUGAUCAAGGAGAGAUAAAGGUUAGGUCAUGGUGUUGAUAUUCACAA
Molecule: messenger RNA, 6412 nt
Organism: Thamnophis elegans (Western terrestrial garter snake)
Lineage: Eukaryota; Metazoa; Chordata; Lepidosauria; Squamata; Natricidae
Gene: PTPN12
Product: protein tyrosine phosphatase non-receptor type 12
Exons: 18
Coding region: 103-2451 (782 amino acids)
Biological process (GO): peptidyl-tyrosine dephosphorylation
Cellular component (GO): cytoplasm; nucleus
Molecular function (GO): non-membrane spanning protein tyrosine phosphatase activity
Source: RefSeq, a predicted model, not a curated record